AUGAGAAGAAUAUUGGGUGUUGCAAUCGUGCUGAUUGUUGUUGUACAGGUGAGGAUACUGGAAUCUCUGACACCCGAAGAGAUCUGUGGCUUUUGUGUGCAUGCGCAGAAAGUUGUGUACGGGCAUUUCGGUAGGCGUGUACCAAGUAAACGUGUUCUCCAAAGACAGCUCAAACAUGAAUGUAGAAGGCUGCCCAAGGUACCACAGUUCCAUCUAUUCGAACAGUGA
Molecule: messenger RNA, 228 nt
Organism: Anisakis simplex (herring worm)
Lineage: Eukaryota; Metazoa; Nematoda; Chromadorea; Rhabditida; Anisakidae
Source: the annotation of a GenBank genome assembly